GAAGAACUGCUUCUUCACGCCGAAGCUUGCAUCAUGGAGGCAUUCGAAAGUGAAGUGAUUGCAGCUUUCAAUGAUUCUCCUCUACCUGCACUUCGAACAUCACAUGUGAGCGACUUAGCAGCCAAUGCUCCGUCAAUCGCGAGUCCAGGAGCAGGAUUUGGUAUCACCGUGAAGGCAACUGAUACUCCACCCACAUUGAAUCCAGAAGAGACGGUGACCUCGGAAACUUUAGAAAGGGAAACCAACUCUUCAGAAUUAGACAGUAUUUGGAGUGAUGGAGACGAGGCACACUUCGACUCUCAAGGAACCUCUGAUAGCAAUCAAGUUCCUGGCACUUCCUUUAACCCGAUGAGAAAACCUCAAGUUAUUGGAGCUCUGGCAAACGCUAAUGAUGAUCCGUACAAACCAAAAAUGGAGUGUCCUACCUGUCCUCUACCGGCAUAA
Messenger RNA from Cylicostephanus goldi, 444 nucleotides. Lineage: Eukaryota; Metazoa; Nematoda; Chromadorea; Rhabditida; Strongylidae. The record is from the annotation of a GenBank genome assembly.